This is a messenger RNA of Trichomonas vaginalis G3, 1827 nucleotides long. RefSeq lists its product as uncharacterized. Bases 1 to 1827 code for a protein of 608 amino acids. The transcript has a single exon. The record is from RefSeq and is a predicted model, not a curated record. NCBI's taxonomy places the organism in Eukaryota, Parabasalia, Trichomonadida, Trichomonadidae.
AUGAAUCAAUAUGCAAGUCCACUAGUUUCUGACGACAUUAGUUCAAAUACAAACGUUGUUAAUGCCGUAGGUGACAAUUCUGACGAGUAUUAUAGCGAUUCUGAAUCAAAAUCAGAUAAAAAAGCUUUAAUCAAAAGAAAACGUUCCGACAAAAAGAAAAAAUCCAGUUUAAUAGAGAUAAAACCGAAAGAUUAUCAAGGUUCAUCCACUACAACACUACUAAUUCCUGGAGAAGAUUAUGGGGAUCGUACAAUCGAUGAAUCCAGCCACUCUUCAUGGAUAGCGGAUGCUAAUAACAACGCUAAUGAAGAUAAUGGUAUUGUUAAAAUGGAUAGUGAUAUGUUAUUAUCUCCACCGCAAACUCCUACAAAUCUCUUAGACGGCGAGUUCACAAACGCUCCUAUCUACGACAAUACUUCGAUACUUCCAACCAGUUUCGAUGAUACUGAAGUCUAUAAACCACUGCCGAAACAAGAAGAAUUCAAACAGCCGAAAAUGCGUGAAAACAAGAGCUUUAACAUACUCCCCAACCAAAACUUUGUAAUGAGUCGCCCAGGAUACAUGUUACCUAAGUCUAAAAACCCAGAUGAGCCAAAACUUCAAAUUUACGACGGAAUGGACUCUGGAGCGAUUGACAGCGCAUCAUUUGAUAGUAUACCUACUGCAGAUAUCAAGUUCGGCUCCGAUAUCUUCGCAAGUCAAACAGAUAAUUUAAGGCCUACGCACAACUACUACGAUCCAAUGACUAAGAGCAUUGAAGAUCAGUUACAAUCCACAGGUCUUACCUUCAUGGAGGGAGCUUCUAUGCUUAAACCUGCGCCAUCAAAUUCAAAACUUCCAACAAUUCCAGAUUUCGCGAAAUUCAACUCAAAGUUUGCAGCUCCAGCUGAAUUUAGUACAAUGGCACUCUCACAUCUUUGCGAAGUCUGCAAAAAAUCGAUUACUGGCGAAUAUAAAUUUGUAAAUGGAAUAUAUUAUCACGUACAGUGCUUAAAAUGUGCCUCAUGCCUUAAAGUCCUCUCCGAUGAUAAUGCUUAUCAGUUUCAAGGUUAUAUGAUGUGCAAAGAAUGCAUAUUAGCAGCAAUGAACCGUCGUUGCAAAGCAUGUAACUUACUAAUAUUAAAUCCAGCGGAUGGAGUUACUCUUCAUACUGGAGAAGUCUUCCAUUCGAAUUGUAUCGGAUGUUAUCGUUGUUGCAUGCCAAUAAAGGGCCAAUCAUACAUCGAAAUUGAUGGAAAGGUGUAUUGCAAGGCUUGCGAUGAAUUUAUGAAGAAGCAUAAGUGCAAUUACUGUCAUAAUUCAAUUGUUAGUUACGAUUACGUUGUUCACAACCAAAAAUACUUCCACAAAGAUCACUUUAGGUGCUGUAUGUGUGAUAAAGUCCUAAAAGGCGAUGAUUUUAUAGUUCAUCAUAAUAAAUUUUAUUGUCCUGAGCAUGGAGCGCCUUACGAGGAUUCCUGCAUGUUCUGCAGAAAGAGAUUCAACCUUUUGGCCGAUAAAGUUAAGUUUAAUGGCAAGUUUUACCAUACUCAUUGCUUCAUUUGCAGAGUUUGUGGUUGUAGGUUACAGCCACCGCUUGCAAAGUCAUUCCACGAAAGACCUCAUUGCAAAGAAUGCUACGAUUACAGGAAAUCUAUUGAAAUGAACAACAUUCACAAACAUAUUCCAGAAAAAUCACAACAAUUGAAGCAAAAAGUAUCAGAAAAUAGGGAUGUUGCAUAUGUUCAAUACACAGGGAGUUCUAAAACUCCAUUGGAAGGACCUCCCAUUGAAGAUGUUCAUACGAUUUCAACUCCGAAUAUCGACGAGUUGACUUUUUAUAGCUAA